AACUCAGCGGCGUGUUCUUUCCUCAAGUUCCUGGUAUCCCGGCCGCUGUACGACGCCGGCUUUUCACGGACUUCUUACCCCAGCGGCUGCCUCUGGACCGUCGCUCUCUGUCUUUCAGCGCGGAGCCACUGCUUGUGCGCGUACGCCGCCUCAACGGGACAAACUCAUGGCGGAGCGCGGGGAACUCGAUCUGACGGGCGCCAAACAGAACACCGGCGUGUGGCUGGUCAAGGUUCCUAAAUAUUUGUCCCAACAAUGGGCAAAAGCCCCGGGAAGAGGUGAAGUAGGGAAACUGAGGAUUGCCAAGAAUCAAGGAAGGACUGAGGUAUCAUUUACUUUGAAUGAGGAUCUUGCAAAUAUUCAUGAUAUCGGUGGGAAACCAGCUUCAGUCAGCGCUCCUAGAGAGCAUCCGUUUGUCUUGCAGAGUGUUGGAGGACAGACAUUAACAGUGUUUACUGAGAGCGCCUCAGAUAAACUGUCGUUGGAAGGAAUAGUGGUCCAGAGAGCGGAAUGCCGACCUGCUGCCAGUGAAAACUACAUGAGAUUAAAGAGAUUGCAAAUAGAAGAAUCUUCCAAACCCGUAAGGCUCUCCCAGCAGCUGGACAAAGUUGUAACAACCAAUUACAAGCCUGUCGCUAACCAUCAGUACAAUAUUGAAUAUGAAAGGAAGAAGAAAGAAGAUGGAAAGCGAGCUCGGGCAGACAAGCAACAUGUCCUAGACAUGCUAUUUUCAGCCUUUGAGAAGCAUCAGUACUAUAAUCUUAAGGACUUGGUCGACAUCACAAAGCAGCCUGUGGGAUACCUGAAAGAAAUCUUGAAAGAAAUCGGCAUUCAGAAUGUAAAAGGGAUUCACAAGAACACUUGGGAGCUGAAGCCAGAGUACAGGCAUUACCAAGCAGAUGAGAAGAGCGACUGAGAGAGCCAUAUGCUCCAACAGUUACAGGUGGCCUAGGCCAGCCCAGCGGCUCGCACCACAUGCUGACAGCUGACAGGGCAGACAACUGACAGGCUCUGCGUUCCUGUCAGUAAACUGUUAAAGCUGGGGUUCCAUAAAGUUCCUUAAGUGUUUUUUGAAGAGAGAGAUGUUAUUUAUAGACUAAACUUGUGUUAACCCAGAGCAUUCAGCCGGGCAUGCUGGCACAUACGUGUGUCCUACAGUCAGGAGGCUGGAGCAUGAAGGCAUGCGUGAGUUUGAGGCCAGCCUGGAAUACACAGCAAGACCCUCCUCCAUAAAAGAAAAAAGGUUCAUGGUAUGGGUAGGGGCCCGGGAAUUAAAACUGCUUUUGUCUUAACUUUUUUAGUGUAAAUGAGAUAUUUCCUAAAUGAAAAGUGUAUUAGCCAGGCAUGGUGGCACACGCCUGUAAUCCCAACACUUGGAGAGGCAGAGACAGGCAGAUCGAUGUGAAUUCAAGGCCAGCCUGGUCUAC
Molecule: messenger RNA, 1427 nt
Organism: Acomys russatus (golden spiny mouse)
Lineage: Eukaryota; Metazoa; Chordata; Mammalia; Rodentia; Muridae
Gene: Gtf2f2
Product: general transcription factor IIF subunit 2
Exons: 8
Coding region: 167-916 (249 amino acids)
Biological process (GO): transcription initiation at RNA polymerase II promoter; transcription by RNA polymerase II
Cellular component (GO): transcription factor TFIIF complex
Source: RefSeq, a predicted model, not a curated record